Trichomonas vaginalis G3 is the source of this 768-nucleotide messenger RNA. RefSeq names its product phage tail repeat-like family. NCBI's taxonomy places the organism in Eukaryota, Parabasalia, Trichomonadida, Trichomonadidae. Bases 1 to 768 code for a protein of 255 amino acids. The record is from RefSeq and is a predicted model, not a curated record. The transcript has a single exon.
AUGAAUAUCGAAGGUCAUGUCAGAAACUUUGAAACACAUGAACUACCAGCAAUGUUAGAUAAGAAAGCAGAUAAAGAACAUACACAUAACUCCUUCUCAACUGUUGCUAUAGAAAGUAUUGAAGGAACGGUUGGCGGAACUGGUGGGGAUGCAUUAUAUUAUAAACCUCCUAACUUUCCACAAGGUUUAACAUCGAAUGAAAACAUAACAACGAAGAAAGAAAUUAGCUGUAAAAAUGUUUAUGUCAUGGAUGAUGAAAAUAAUGUUAAAUUCACUGCUCAAGAUUUAUAUGAUAAGAAAGCAGACAAAACAGAGCUUCAAACAUUAAAGACUGAAAUACUUCAAACAUUAUAUCCUAUAGGCUCUAUUUAUACGUCAAUGAAUUCAACAAAUCCAGCAAGUGUUUUAGGUUUUGGUACAUGGCAGCAGAUUGUAGACAAAUUCUUAUACUGUGCUAACUCUUCAAAGCAAACAGGAGGUUCGAAGAAAAUUACUGAAGCAAACUUACCUGCGCACACUCAUACAGGAACGACAAACUUUUCUGGCGACCAUAGCCACUCAUUAAGAGACCACCCAUUAUACAACUCAGAAUAUAAAGCUGGCAAUGAUGUUUUAUCUCCAUCUUAUAACAAUGCAGCAAAAAAGAUUUUUCGACCAACUGAACCAGGAGGAAAUCAUUCACACACUUUCACAACAAAUCCAACAGGCUCGGGUGAAGAUUACAUGCCACCAUUUGUGACUGUAUUCGCAUGGUACCGCGUUCAAUGA